AUGCGAGAACCCAGAACCUAUUUCGGAUGGUGCAAGGAUUGUGAAACUAAUUCCAUGAAGGAAAACUUUUUUUAUUGGACAUCUGAAAAUAAAGAGAUUGAUGAAUUAAUCCGUCAUACACAACUUAAUGCCUUUCAAACUUGCGAUUAUUUGGAGUGGAUCCCGUUCGAGAAAUUUGAAAUGGUCAAAUACAUUGGUAAUGGUGGAUUUUGUAGUAUCUAUUCAGCACUUUGGAUGGAAGGACCAAGAUGGAAUUGGGAUGAUGGUGCGCAAGAGUGGGCUCAAGCUGGUCCUAUGACUGUUGCUUUGAAACGUCUUGAUAAUUCACAGAAAAUUUCGAGUUCUUACAUUAAUCAGAUUAAAACGUAUCACAAAUGCUUACAAUCGGCUUUAUUGGCUGAAACAUUUGGAAUUACAAAGGAUCCAACAUCUAAUUAUAUGAUCGUUAUGAAGUACCAAUACCUUGAUCGUCAUAAUGGGAUUCUUUCUUGGAAGGAUAUAAUAGAUAUAUUACAGGGAAUCGCUAGAGGUCUUGAAAGAAUCCAUAUUGAAGGAAAAAUUCAUAGAAAUCUUCACGGAGGAAAUUUAUUCAUUGAAGAUGAUGAAAUCUUAACAGACGCUCGUAUUAGCGAUGUGGGUCUUUAUGGACCAUGUUAUUAUCAUGAAAAUAAGAAUUCAGGCCAGAUAAGCUGCAGUUGGACGGUUUCCUGA
This is a messenger RNA of Rhizophagus irregularis DAOM 181602=DAOM 197198, 711 nucleotides long. NCBI's taxonomy places the organism in Eukaryota, Fungi, Glomeromycota, Glomeromycetes, Glomerales, Glomeraceae. The record is from RefSeq and is a predicted model, not a curated record.